AUGGGAGCUCAAAUUAAACCUCCUCCUGGGAAAGGGCCAUAUUGCUAUAGGAUUCAUGGUCAGAUGUACCACAUGGUUUCUCCUUUAAACAGUGGUCAUAACAAACCAGGUUAUGGUCAGUUAUAUGUGUUUCAUACCAAUGAAGCCACUGAAAAACGCAUGGAAAGAAAUGAAGGAUGUUUGGUCUCUGUGAUGAAAAGAUUGAAUUCUAUGUUGAGAGUAAUCAAUCCGUUCAUUGAUUGUUACCUGCAAAUUCAUCGUAUAAUUGAAGAAAAUCCUGUUACAAAUAUCAAGAUGGUUUUCAUGGAGAUUAGAAAUUUAGAUAUACUUAGAUAUAACCAACCUAUUACAAAAGCAGAGAUUGCAGCGAUAUUUGUUGGAGAUAAUAACGAACCACCUGCAAAUCGAGACAUCUGUAUUUAUCCUGUAGGUAAUAGCUGUAAAAAUAUUUCUCCAUUUAACCAAUGUUGUGAUCUCAUGGUCUAUACCUUGCUAGAGGAGAAUUAG
This is a messenger RNA of Argiope bruennichi, 507 nucleotides long. RefSeq lists its product as uncharacterized. Bases 1 to 507 code for a protein of 168 amino acids. The transcript has a single exon. Lineage: Eukaryota; Metazoa; Arthropoda; Arachnida; Araneae; Araneidae. The record is from RefSeq and is a predicted model, not a curated record.